GUCAUUUUUCAGUUUUGUAAAUAAUUUUCAAAAGCACAAGGAUGCGCAUCGCACUGUUGCUGUUGGCCCUCGGCUUUGCUGUAGUGGCAGGUGUCCCCAGGAACCCUCAAAGGAUUGUUGGUGGAUCGACAACUACUAUUUCACGUUAUCCCUUCGGUGCCGCCUUGCUGUACUCAUGGGGUGGAUCAAACUUCAGACAAGCGUGCGGUGGAACUAUCUUGAACAACAGAUCUAUAUUGUCUGCUGCUCACUGUUUCUUCCGCGACUCAGCUAACAUGUGGCGCAUUCGUGUUGGAUCCACUAACGCCAACAGCGGCGGCAACGUUCACAACACUAACAGAAUCAUCAUGCACCCCAACUACAACUCUCGCACUCAGGACAACGACAUUGCUCUUCUGCGAGCUUCUUCCACCUGGGGUUUCAACAACAAUGUGCGCGCUGGGAGUAUUGCCGGAUCCAACUACAACCUUGCUGACAACCAAGUAGUUUGGGCUAUCGGAUGGGGCGCCACUUCUUACAAAGGACCAGGCUCAGAGCAGUUGCGCCACGUGCAAGUAUGGACUAUCAACCAGAACACAUGCAGAAAUAAUUACGCUUCAAGAGGCUUGAGUGUUACUAACAACAUGUUGUGCUCCGGAUGGCUCGGUGUCGGCGGUCGCGACCAGUGCCAAGGCGACUCUGGCGGUCCUCUCAUCCACAACAAUGUUGUUGUCGGUGUAUGCUCCUGGGGACACGAGUGCGCUCUUGCUAACUUCCCUGGUGUUAAUGCUCGUGUCUCCCGUUACACUUCUUGGAUCCAGUCUAAUGCUUAAUUUAUUUAAAUAAACGAACUUGAAACAUUAAAAAA
Papilio polytes (common Mormon) is the source of this 847-nucleotide messenger RNA. RefSeq names its product trypsin, alkaline C-like. The coding region runs from base 42 to 812 and encodes 256 amino acids. Gene Ontology annotation, molecular function: serine-type endopeptidase activity. Gene Ontology annotation, biological process: proteolysis. The record is from RefSeq and is a predicted model, not a curated record. Lineage: Eukaryota; Metazoa; Arthropoda; Insecta; Lepidoptera; Papilionidae. The transcript is spliced from 4 exons.